This is a messenger RNA of Caenorhabditis elegans, 1748 nucleotides long. RefSeq names its product Activin_recp domain-containing protein (gene Y49G5B.1). Bases 128 to 949 code for a protein of 273 amino acids. The transcript has 6 exons. The record is from RefSeq and is marked reviewed. NCBI's taxonomy places the organism in Eukaryota, Metazoa, Nematoda, Chromadorea, Rhabditida, Rhabditidae.
AGAACCCAAUCACUUAAUCAAUUCUUCUGUUCGACGAUUUCAUACAGAAGAAGACGAGGGGUCACACGAGACUACGUCAUCAUUUUCUGAAAGCUUUUAGUUGGAGGAGGAGAAGCAGAUAUCAAGAAUGACACGGAAGCUUAUCACUGCCAGCUGUCUACUACUCAUUAUCAAUAUUACCAGCGCACUUCAAUGUUACGAUUGUUACGGAACGGGUCCAGAUCAUAAAGAAUGUAAUCAGGAACGGACGUGUCACGGAGUCGCGUGCAUGAUUUUUUCAGUCGACGCCGGAGACAACAAAACCGCAAGCGCCUUCUGCCUUCUCGCGAUGAAAGGAACCAAGAUGGAUGAGGCUAAGGAUGGAUGCUGGUUGGAGCCAGAUGGAAAGGGAAAGCACUGCAUGUGCUUUUCAGAUUUCUGCAAUAAACUCGUCGAUCGCAGAAAUACCGAUGAAGUUGAUCCAAUGGCUCCACUCCUUCCGACGGCCGAGUUUCUCAAGCAGAAUCCACUGGUAGAUUAUGAUGCUCCGAACCUCGGUGACUACGUUGAUGAGGGAUCUCACCCGACUCCGAAGCACGUACUCUUCCCGUCGGCUGACAAGCAGGAUCCACGAGUGGCUGGAGUAGAAGAUGAGGAAGAUGAUCUUGUCCCAGUCGGAUUUGCUGAUUAUGAAGAAGUCGAGGAGAAACGGCGGACUACAAAGCAUCACAAGGAGGCUUCAACUGUUGCCCCAACUACUCCAGACGGUGUCGAACUUCCACACGAUACCGAGUCGAAUGUGGUUCGAGCCGAUGUUAUUGAUGAUAUGGAUGAGAAUAGACGGCCAAUGAGCAGAGUUCCAGAAGAUCGAAAAGAAAACGAGGUGUCAGCUAGUUUCAAGCCACCAUCCUGGGUGCUUUUCGUUUUUCCAAUGGCCGCGUCAUGGGCUCGAUUUUGGAGCAGUUUUUAAACUGAUUCAUAUAUAUCCUCAUCCUCUAUAUCAAAUUCACAUCGAUCCGGGUUUUAUUUCUUACUCUGAUUUUCUUUGUUUCUCCCUAGAUCUCUAAAUCUCACUUUUUUGAAGAAUUUGAAGCAGGUGUGGCCUGCAAUUCGACUUAUUCUGCCAUGUCGUUCCAACAUUUUUCACUUAAAAGUAGUGGCAAAAUAUAGAAAACCGCUAGGUUUAUCUGGAAAAAAACUUUUUUUUAAUGUUAAACGUUUGAGAAAGUGCUCAAAAAUUAUUCUGAAAGUUGCCAUUUUGAUACCAAUUUUUCCUGAAAAAUUGUUGGAGCAAUUGGUAAUUUUGUAGAAUUUCCGCCCAUCCCUGCUUUGAAGUAUUCAUUUUCACAUACAUAUGUGCUAUCCGAGUUAUUAUAUACCAUUCCCCCCCCCACCAUCGUCCCCCAUGUUCAUUCUCCAAUAUGUAUACCGUGUGAUCCAAGAUCUCCCCGUCAUAUUAUCGACGCUGCUGCUCUAGUAUGAUUCCUAGUGCUUCCUGCCGUAGUUACCAUCUAGAAUCGCCUCUCUCUGUAUAAACUUUGAUUCACCACCACCCCGAUUUGCCAGAGCCAUAAUCUUCCCAGUUAUACUAUCAUCCAUUUUUGAAAUGGAACCCCCGUUGUUCUCCGUUUUCACUUUUUUUUCUUGAAUUGUAAUAAUGUUCAAAAAAAUUUGUAUACGCCUCGUGUCUUUCUCUCCCCCCAAACCACCAUUACACUGCAUAACAUUUUGAAAUACGUUUCAACAAUAAUAAAAUCAAGAGAUUUUAA